UAGAGCCGGAUCGUAUGCGACCGGCCCAUCACUGCUACUGACACUCAGCACAGACUCACAGCAGAGACAUGGCUGUGGACCUCAGGGCUGUGCUGCUCUCUGCCUUCGACUAUAAGACGGAGAAAUAUGUUAUUGCUAAGAAUAAGAAAGUGGGAAUUCUGUACAGAGUGAUUCAGCUCUCUCUGCUGGGAUAUAUCAUCGGCUGGGUGUUCCUGACGAAGAAAGGCUACCAGGAGACUGAGGAAUCUAUUCAGAGUUCAGUCAUCACCAAAGUUAAAGGGGUUUUACUCACCAACUCCUCAGGAACUGGACCUCGACUCUGGGGGCCAGAGGACUACGUAAUCCCACAGCAGGGAGAAGAUGUGCUUUUUAUAACAACCAAUUUCAUAGAAACGCCAAAUCAGAAAUUAGGCUAUUGUGCUGAGAGUUUUAAGGUGCUAGACGGUCGAUGCAGGAAGAAUGAAGACUGUCCAGAGGGAGAGGCAGUCGUAGCUGGAAACGGAGUUCGGACUGGACGCUGCCUGAAGAAAGACAGGAACUCCACUGGAACGUGUGAAAUAUACGGCUGGUGCCCCAUCGAGAAAAGCCAGCGGCUAAUUGUGCCUUUAUUAGGAAAAACUGAAAACUUUACCAUAUACAUAAAGAACUUCAUCAGAUUCCCCAAGUUCGGCUUCUCAAAAUCGAAUGUCUUGGACACAGCCGGGGACUCGUAUUUAAAGACGUGUUUAUACGAUGCGAUUGCUCAUCCAUACUGCCCCAUAUUUCGUCUUGGAGAUAUCGUCCUCAGAUCUGGACACGACUUUCAGGACAUGGCUUUACUGGGUGGAUCUAUUGGAAUCCUAAUCGAGUGGCACUGUGAUCUGGAUAAAGGCUAUUCACACUGCCACCCCCGAUACACCUUCACACGACUGGACUUCAACUCUACAGCCAACUCCGUCUCAUCAGGAUACAACUUCAGAUACGCCCACUACUUCAAAAACCCUGCAGGAGAGACUCACAGAACACUAUUAAAGGUGUACGGGAUUCGCUUUGACAUCCAGGUUCAUGGCAGAGCGGGAAAAUUUAACAUAAUUCCCACAAUUAUAAACAUAGGAUCUGGUCUUGCCUUAAUGGGAGCUGGGAGUUUCUUCUGUGAUAUGGUGCUUCUCUAUAUGAUGAAGAAAAGUACCCUCUACAGGGAGAGGAAGUUCGAAAAAGCUAACAAGAACGGAAACAACAAUAAUUCAGAAGAUUCUGAGAAAGAGCCUUCAGAGGCGGAGCAACUGACUGACCCAACACCUGACCAACACACCGAGGCAACAACUCCGUGUUUAUACCCUAUAGAGCAGCAUGAGAAUCCAACUGACGGACAAAUAAACCCAUCUGAUUGACAGACAUCCCAUCCCAAAGAGAAUGCCCAUCCCAAAGAGUGUAUAAAGUUGCCUACUGUCUACUUGACCUCUGAAUUGAAUUGAAUUGAAUCCAGAUUGGAUUACUGUACGAAGUAGGUAUCCAUUCAAUACUACACUUACUUGAAGUUGGGUGCAAUAACCAAAAGCCUAAAAACAAAGCUGUGAUUGACACUGAUGUUUGUACUAUUUUUAUUUUUAUUAGGUUGGUAUGAAUGAGAUAUAUGGCACACCCUU
Messenger RNA from Astyanax mexicanus (Mexican tetra), 1625 nucleotides. It is a transcript of the gene p2rx8, whose product is annotated as purinergic receptor P2X, ligand-gated ion channel, 8. The transcript has 12 exons. Gene Ontology annotation, molecular function: extracellularly ATP-gated monoatomic cation channel activity; purinergic nucleotide receptor activity. Gene Ontology annotation, biological process: monoatomic cation transmembrane transport; response to ATP. The coding region runs from base 69 to 1370 and encodes 433 amino acids. Lineage: Eukaryota; Metazoa; Chordata; Actinopteri; Characiformes; Acestrorhamphidae. Gene Ontology annotation, cellular component: plasma membrane; nuclear inner membrane. The record is from RefSeq and is a predicted model, not a curated record.